UUCUGGGCUCCUGCUCUCUCUCGGCGUGGGCGGUGGGCCUGUUCGACGUGGAAAAAAACAUCCAGCGGCUCUCUCUUCCGGCGACGACAGGGCGAGGGGAGGUGGAGCCGCCCUUUACCGGAUCUUCGUCGGGUGCUUCGCCGGCCGACAAGGGUUCACGCUUAGCUAUCCCUGGAGAUGCAUCCUCCGCUAACCUUGCACAGGCAUCCUAUGUGUGCUGAGAUCAUUGAAGCAUUCCAGAAGUGCCAUGUGGAUCACCCUGUCAAGAAGUUCUUUGGCGAAUGCACAGAUCUUAAGAUUAAGCUAGACCGGUGCUUCGGCAGGAGAAAGCUUUGAAGAGGAAGGCAAAUUUUGAGGACAGCAAGAAAUUUAAAGAACAGCUGCAGGCAUAUAAAAGGGAAAUGGCUGAGGAAAACAAGGAAUCAUAACUUGGAAUAUAGGGCGAGGAUCUGCAUUUGAAUGUUCUUUUUAUCACAAUGCAACAGCCUCAGCUGUAUACUUCACAAAUUUUUAAUGUUUUAAAAAGCUACUGCUAGUGGUGAACUUAGAGUUCUGAACUCUUUCAAGUGGUUGUGCUACUGAUGUUUGGUCAAAUCUCAAGGAAGGAAACAACCUUACGUUUAAUCUGUAACACAAGAUGCUCUUGUUAGCAGAGUAACAGAACAUAGAUAACUAAAUUUGCACCAUGUUGUACUAAAAUAACUUAAGUUCGAAUUAAAGGUGAUCCUUGCCUUCUUAUAUGUCUACUCCGAGAAACAUUCUAUGUCAACAUAAUUAUCAGCUGAAUUGAAAUUUUGCUUGAAUGCCAGUGGAAACUGUUUUGUUCUCUGGAAUCCUACCAGCUACUGACAUACUGACAUGGUGAUGGCUCGUGGAUCAUUGCCUGGUCGGGGCUUUGGCAUUUAAUCAUUAGAAUUUUACAUUUUCAAUAUUUGUUAUAAUAUUUCUUUAAGAUUCUUUUCUUUAUGUUUGUUUCAAAGCCAUCUAAGGCCUGUUAGCCUUUUUUUUUUUUUCUUUUGACUUUUGUUGAUGUGCCAUCAUCCUUACCAGCACCGUUUAUUAGGGAUGGGGAUGGCUGUGACACUUAAAGGGAGAAAUCAGGACAACUAUGUAACGAUGAGCGAUGCGCUAAACCUUUCAUUUUGGGUAGCAAGGUGCUGGGCAUUGUAUUGCAAGACAAUCAAGUUCCUUUCAGAGAUGAACAGCAAUAGACUAAUAGCAAAGGGUCAAGAGAGGGAGAAAAGAAAAGAUAUGAAUCCCAUUCUUGAGUUAAAAUGGGAAUUUUCAUGUUUUCUCACAGGUUAGUUGUAAUGACUCAUGAGCAACCUCUCUGCCUUUAGAAUUUCAGUAAACAUUGAUGGUUUCAUUUGCAAGCUUGUAUAUUUUUGUGCUGUUUUUUUUAACCUUUUUUGCGUCAAUAUUGUUUUGUUGACCUGCAAAGUUAUCACAUAUGUUCAUGUAAUAAUUUGAAGUUUUCAUGUUCUGCUUACUAAAUAUAACUUUGGACCUCAACAUGUAUUCGGCUGCACAGCAAUGCACUGGAAAAGAAAAAGCAUGAAAUGGUAAUCAUGCUUAAUAUUUGCAUACCUUGUAUGAACUGGUAUCUGUAUCAUGAUUAAUUUUCUGCUCUGUUUCCUUUUACAGGUCAGUUCAAUGCUGUUUGAUUCUCAUUAUAUAUAUUUCUUUUUUUUCCUGAAGUGCAGCCAUUUUUAAACAUUACAAUCAUUAUUACUAAAGCAUGGGUAUUUAAAAUAAAAGGAUAUCAUGUAAUCAUAGCUUGAUUCGACAUUUACCUAAUAAUCUCAAUGUUUGGUUUACACAAAAUAUAUUCAGAACUUCUGGUGACUAAAUGUUAGAUACAAAAGAACAUAAACUUUUAACAGGUCAACUUAUUGUAUUGCAUUUUGCAUUUCAACAUGGUAACUUGCAUAUUGUAGAACAACCUGGUAGGCUAAGUUAUUUACUUAGCACAUGCUGAUCAAGAUAGAGAUCAUAAUGCAAUCUUGCACAGCUAGGAAAUGGCUGACAGUGAGAGAUGAUUACAUAAGCCACCGGUCUGUUGUCUGAAUCUUAAGGCAUAACUGCAGCUUGAAAUAAGUAGAGGCCUGGAAGCUAGUGGAGGAUGUUGUGCUUGUGAAGGGUGGGGAUUGAGAUAUUCUUCCACCAGAUUUGACAUUGCUAAGAUUCCUUUAUAUAUUCCUAAGUUUAUAAAGAAAGAUUGAUCAACUUAUAUUUGCUUCCUCUUGAUUUGUUCAGAACAAAACAAGAACAUAUCAGUGCCUUUUUCCAAGUAUAGUGGGGGCUCGAACCUAUGAUGGUAUGACCUCCCUCAACCACCAGUCUUGUCCAGUUGUGCUUUGGAAUUAAUAAACCGGAGACUUGUUUAUAUUCGACCUGCCCACCUACCUUUCCCCACCAGCAACCUUUUAGAUGACAAGGAUGAGUUGGGUAUUCCCAUCAAAUCACCCCCGAAGUGCCAUCCUAUCAGGAGAUGUUGUGAUAGACACUAAAAGCAAGCCACUCCUGUUUCCUCUUGGAGAGUGGUUGCUGAAGAACAAGGAGAGGACUCAUGGAGUCUAUACCUCUUCUUAGUCCUUGUGAAACUGGAAGGUUCAGGUUUUUGCACAGGUCAGUGGAAGACCUAUUCUACUAGAGUUCAGUAGACUCGGAUGACUUUAAUUGUGCUGGCACCUUUAACAAGAAACAGAUCAUAUGGCAAUCUUCCACAAUCACAUGCCAUACUGUACUACUCACAGAGGGCUACAAGGGGAGGUCUUCUGAUUGCUGAAGCCACAGGGGUGUCAUCUGAUGCUCAAGGGAUGAGUUUAUGUCCGCACACCCCAGGGAUAUGGACCAAGGAACAAGUUGAGGCCUGGAAGCCUGUUGUGAAUGCGGUGCAUGCUAAGGGUGGAAUAUUCUUCUGCCAGAUUUGGCAUGUAGGAAGAGCAUCUGAUAUGGAGAAAGAGCCCAUCUCAAGCACAGAUAAGCCAGUGGAAAAGAAUGAAGAUGACCACAUGGACUUCCCCAUUCCAAGAUGCUUAGCUGUAGAGGAGAUCCCUGAUGUUAUCAAUCACUUCAGAGUUGCUGCAAGAAAUGCUAUGGAUGCUGGUUUUGAUGGGGUUGAAAUCCAUGGUGCCCAUGGCUUCCUCCUUGAGCAAUUUAUGAAAGAUAGUGUUAAUGGUCGUACUGACAAGUAUGGAGGAAGCCUGCAGAACCGCUGUCGAUUUGCCCUUGAGGUAGUUGAGGCCGUGGUGGCUGAGGUCGGGUCUGACCGUGUAGGGAUCCGCAUCUCUCCUUAUGCCAACUACCUUGGCUGCCAUGACUCGAACCCAGAUGCAUUGGGUGUCUACAUGGCUCAGGAACUGAACAAGCACAGCAUCCUGUACUGCAGUGCAGUGGAACCUGAGAUGGUCAUGGUGGAUGGCAAGAUGCAAAUUCCACAUAGGCUGCACGAAAUGAGGAAGGCCUUCAAUGGAAUGUUUAUGGUUGGUGGAGGGUACGACAGGGAGGAGGGGAACAAAGUUGUGGCUGAUGGAUAUGCUGACAUGGUUGUAUAUGGUCGCUUGUUCUUGGCAAAUCCUGACCUGCCGAGGCGAUUCAAUCUGGAUGCUCCUCUGAAUAAGUACGACCGAUCAACAUUCUAUACCAAUGAUCCUGUUGUCGGCUACACAGAUUACCCGUUUCUUGAGGACUGUGAGCCAGUGAGCUCCACAUGUGGGGAGAAUGACAUUAAGCAGAAGAGAGGCAACUAACAAAAAGCUGAAUUGCCUUUAUGUAACUUUUGCCCCUGGAAUCAGAGCAGGCUUGAUACAUCAAUGGAAAGCAACAGUUGGAUGAUUCUCAUUUCGUGAGGUUGUUUCACAUUUGUGGCUUGAAUGAAGAACUUUUACAGAUUUGAACAAAUUAAGGUAUUUCAACAUAUGAAUUGCUGAUUUGGUCACAUCUGUAUUGAAUGGUAAUAUAUUGCAGAAGGUGCACACGGUUCUGUGUAUUAUUGCACUUUGUCGGGUCCUGAAACUUGAAAAAUCUCAUAUUACAUCAAACCAAAAGAACACAUUGAGUUGGCGUACUUUUGGAUUUUAAGUGAUGCGAAAUUAAACUCUGUACAUCACACUUAUGUCCAGCUUGUGAUUGUAAUAGUUUCUGCCAUCAUA
This is a messenger RNA of Panicum virgatum (switchgrass), 4154 nucleotides long. RefSeq names its product putative 12-oxophytodienoate reductase 13. NCBI's taxonomy places the organism in Eukaryota, Viridiplantae, Streptophyta, Magnoliopsida, Poales, Poaceae. The transcript is spliced from 7 exons. The record is from RefSeq and is a predicted model, not a curated record. Gene Ontology annotation, molecular function: FMN binding; oxidoreductase activity. Bases 2670 to 3752 code for a protein of 360 amino acids.